CCAGGCCUGCAGAGAGCGCAUCGCUCGACUGCCGCGCGUACUUCGCUGGGACAGUGGAAAUCAUACGUGCUCCAGUCUCUUUAGAGCCGCGCCCAGAUCAUAUAUAACGGGCCCAGCAGCCUGCGUGUGUUUCCCACCACCACAAGAACAGACGGCACAAUGACGACCCUGAACAUCCAAGGCAAGAUCCUCACCCCGGCGUCAGGCGAGGCCUACACUACCGCGCUCACGCGCCUCUCGGAGCUGUCGCAGCUGCCCGCAGGCUACAUCGUGCAGCCAUCAAACUAUGCCGACGUCGCUGCCGCAGUCAAGUUCGCGCAGGCGCAGAGCCCGCCGCUUGAGAUCGCCAUCAAGGGCGGCGGCGCCCACGGCGCGACGUGGGCAAGCUCCUCGGGUGGGCUCGUGGUCGACCUCGGUGCCACGCUGCGGAACGUCACGGUGGCGUCCGACAAGCAGAGCGUUGUCGUGCAGGGCGGCGCACUCUGGGGCGACGUGUACGAGGUGACCGCGAAGGAGAGCGUUGAUGUCGUCGGCGGGCCACUCUGGUUCAUCGGCGUCGGCGGGUUCACGACCGGCGGUGGGUACAGUCCGCUCGGCGGCGAGCGGGGGCUCGCGAUAGACAACUUGCUCUCCGCGACAGUCGUCCUCGCAGACGGGCGCAUCGUGAAGACGAGCAAGGACGAGGAGCCGGACCUGUUCUGGGCGAUUCGCGGGCGUAGACUGAGAAGAACGUCAGGCGGAGGCGGACAAUUUGGUAUCGUUGUGGAGUUUGUCUUCAAGGCCUAUCCUCCUCAAGGUCCUUAUGGCGUUGGAGUGCUUGCAUACCCGGGUACUGAGAUUGAGAAGGUGAUAAAGGCAGUCAAAGAUUGGAAAACGACGCAGACACCUGCCGAGACACUAGGGAUUAACUUCUCUCGGGCUCCCCCUCACUUCCAGCCAUCCGUGGCGUUACUGCCGACGAUCUUGCACGACACCAAUGGCGAGCGCUCCGCCAAAUUACUUGCACCCUUCCACGAUCUUAAGCCGGUAUUCGAGAAGACUGGCACAGUGCCCGACCUGAACAUGGUUUCACACGGUGCCGACGGGUCCCUCAAGAACGCGCCGCGGCGAGUCGUCAUCCGUGGCGCCAUGUUUAGCGACUUUUACCCUGAGCUGGUGCUCGCCAUUUGGCAGAAAUGGGUCGCGUUCACCGAGACCAGCGAGGACGUCCGAGCGUCCUCCGUCUUCUUUGACCUUAUGAGCUCGAAGAAGCUCGUCGAGGUCGGAGCGGCAGAUACUGCACUGGCGCUGCGCGUGCCACACAACUGGGUGGCCGUCCAGGGAAAGUCGACGACUGACGCCGGAGUUGCAGCCGCAGACGAGUGGGCAAAGUCUCUCUCCGGCUUCAUUCGGCAGAAGAAUGCAGAGCUGUCGGGCAAGGACCUUGGAUGGUUCAUAAACAUGUGCCAGGGUGAGGAGAAGCCUGAGGACAUCUUUGGUGAUAACCUGCCUAGGCUGCGGAAACUGAAAGCGAAGUAUGAUCCCCAGAAUGUCUGGAGCAAGGGAGUGGCCCUCGCGCCUCUGCACGAAUGAUUUAUAGACACCUUAGACACAAAGUGUACAUCAGCUCGGACUAAUAGGUGACUGACGGCGAUUACUACGAAUAUUCUUCUUUACGCACGUAAUGCACGGAGGGCCUAUAUACCGUUGAAGAAUUCAAUGAGACCACAGGCAUACUAGACCU
Messenger RNA from Phanerochaete carnosa HHB-10118-sp, 1723 nucleotides. RefSeq lists its product as uncharacterized. The transcript has 3 exons. The record is from RefSeq and is a predicted model, not a curated record. Bases 160 to 1572 code for a protein of 470 amino acids. Gene Ontology annotation, molecular function: oxidoreductase activity; FAD binding. NCBI's taxonomy places the organism in Eukaryota, Fungi, Basidiomycota, Agaricomycetes, Polyporales, Phanerochaetaceae.